Messenger RNA from Dissoconium aciculare CBS 342.82, 1364 nucleotides. Its product is annotated as Fibrillarin. Bases 8 to 988 code for a protein of 326 amino acids. Gene Ontology annotation, molecular function: RNA binding; rRNA methyltransferase activity; histone H2AQ104 methyltransferase activity. NCBI's taxonomy places the organism in Eukaryota, Fungi, Ascomycota, Dothideomycetes, Mycosphaerellales, Dissoconiaceae. The transcript is spliced from 3 exons. Gene Ontology annotation, biological process: rRNA methylation; box C/D sno(s)RNA 3'-end processing. Gene Ontology annotation, cellular component: small-subunit processome; box C/D methylation guide snoRNP complex; nucleolus. The record is from RefSeq and is a predicted model, not a curated record.
CAAUACAAUGGCUUUUACUCCACGCGGACGUGGCGGCGGUGACCGAGGAGGUCGAGGUGGUGGACGUGGUGGUCGCGGUGGUGGCUUCGGCGACCGAGGUGGUCGUGGUGGUGGAUUCGGCGGAGCACGAGGCGGUGGUCGAGGCGGUUUCGGUGAUCGAGGUGGACGUGGAGGAGGUCGCGGCGCACCUCGUGGCAGAGGUGCUCCUCGCGGCGGCCGAGGAGGAGGUGCAGGUGCAAAGGGAGGACAAAAGGUCAUCAUCGAGCCUCACCGACAUGCUGGUGUCUUUGUUGCCCGUGGCAAGGAAGAUUUGCUUGUCACCAAGAACUUGACACCCGGCGAGGCCGUCUACGGAGAGAAGCGCAUUGUCCUUGACACCCCAGGCACAGGCACUGGUGCCAAUGGCGACGCUCCUGCAGUCAUCAAAACCGAGUACCGCGUUUGGAACCCUUUCCGUUCGAAGCUGGCUGCUGGUAUCCUUGGUGGUCUGGAGAACAUUCACAUGAAGCCUGGCAGCAAGGUUCUGUACCUUGGCGCUGCGUCCGGAACAUCAGUAUCGCACGUCGCCGACAUUGUCGGGCCUACUGGCACUGUCUUCGCCGUUGAAUUUUCUCACCGAUCCGGUCGCGAUCUCAUCAACAUGGCCACCCACCGCACCAACGUCAUUCCUAUCAUCGAGGACGCCCGUCACCCGCUAAAGUACCGUAUGCUGGUCAGCAUGGUUGACUGCAUUUUUGCCGACGUUGCUCAGCCCGAUCAAGCACGUAUUGUCGGACUGAAUGCCCACCAGUUCCUCAAGGUUGGCGGCGGUGUCGUAGUGUCAAUCAAGGCCAAUUGUAUCGACAGCACUGCUGCGCCAGAGGCAGUCUUCGCACGUGAAGUUGUCAAGCUCCGAGAAGAGAGGAUCAAGCCCAAAGAACAACUGACGCUUGAGCCGUUCGAGCGUGAUCACGCCAUGGUUGUCGGUAUCUACGAACGGUCAGCAUAAAUCUGUUCUUCGGCCACUGUUUGUGAUAUGAUUCGGGCUUAAGGGACUUGGCGUUCAGGCGAAAUAUGGCGCUCUCAUACUAGUGUGGGAGGACUUGCAGAUAUGUAUCCAAUCAAGGAUGCACGAUUGCCGUGUUCAACGCGAGACCAACCAUGUGUUGAGCCUCACGAUUAUUUGUACAAUGUCGCAGAAUCGAAGAUGUGUAUUUUUCAGUCCAUGUAUUUCUUGUUUGCUACGGACUCGCGCAUAAAAUGGGAGGCUUGAGGACAGGACAGCCAGUCAUGACUCUCCAACGUGCAGAAAAACAAUCCCGAUAUAUGCCUUGUGUCUAUUGUACGCUCCAGCAUCAUCACCAUGGUCAAGCUACUAAGCACGC